AUAUAAAACGAACUGUUAGUGUUGAAGCUUCUUCAUCUUUCUCCGCCGCUGCAAAACCCUAACCCUAGGAGAUGGGUCGUGUGAUCAGAGCGCAGCGUAAGGGUGCUGGAUCAGUAUUCAAGUCCCACACCCACCACCGUAAGGGACCGGCCAGAUUCAGAAGCCUUGACUUCGGUGAGCGCAAUGGAUACCUCAAGGGUGUCGUCACCGAGAUCGUGCACGACCCAGGUCGUGGUGCACCACUCGCUCGGGUAACCUUCCGCCAUCCUUUCCGCUACAAGCAUCAGAAGGAGCUUUUCGUCGCUGCGGAGGGCAUGUAUACCGGUCAGUUCGUCUACUGUGGUAAGAAGGCUAAUCUCAUGGUGGGUAACGUUCUUCCACUCCGAUCAGUCCCUGAGGGAGCUGUUGUUUGCAACGUCGAGCACCACGUCGGUGACCGUGGGGUCUUCGCUAGAUCUUCUGGAGAUUACGCGAUUGUUAUCAGCCAUAACCCGGAUAAUGGUACUACCAGGAUCAAGCUACCCUCUGGAUCCAAGAAGAUUGUACCAAGUGGGUGCAGAGCAAUGAUUGGCCAGGUUGCUGGUGGAGGCAGAACUGAGAAACCACUUCUCAAGGCAGGCAACGCCUAUCACAAGUAUAGGGUCAAGAGGAACUGCUGGCCUAAGGUUCGUGGUGUUGCUAUGAACCCUGUAGAGCAUCCCCAUGGUGGUGGUAACCACCAACACAUUGGUCAUGCAAGUACUGUUCGGCGUGAUGCCCCUCCUGGACAGAAGGUUGGUCUCAUCGCUGCCAGGAGGACUGGUCGUUUGCGAGGACAAGCUGCUGCAACUGCUGCGAAAGCGGAAAAAAGUGCAUAAGGGAGUUUUAUGUUUGGUUUCCUUUUCACCUUAUUAUCGUUUGUCUUUCAAAUAUCCUUGUUUUCUAAUUUUCUUGGAACAGUGUAAUCAAAGGGGAGACAUACUGAAGUUUUGUUUUCAGUUUAGGAGUGAGAUGUACUCAAUCAGCUUUCAUUAUUUCUGCACUCCGCCAGUGUUGUUUUUUCUUUGCUUGUUUUCUACUAGUCCAUGGCAAAUUUUAUUAA
Messenger RNA from Nelumbo nucifera (sacred lotus), 1081 nucleotides. Its product is annotated as large ribosomal subunit protein uL2-like. Gene Ontology annotation, cellular component: cytosolic large ribosomal subunit; ribosome. The record is from RefSeq and is a predicted model, not a curated record. Gene Ontology annotation, biological process: cytoplasmic translation. Gene Ontology annotation, molecular function: RNA binding; structural constituent of ribosome. NCBI's taxonomy places the organism in Eukaryota, Viridiplantae, Streptophyta, Magnoliopsida, Proteales, Nelumbonaceae.